Cornus florida is the source of this 933-nucleotide messenger RNA. RefSeq names its product CST complex subunit TEN1. The record is from RefSeq and is a predicted model, not a curated record. NCBI's taxonomy places the organism in Eukaryota, Viridiplantae, Streptophyta, Magnoliopsida, Cornales, Cornaceae. Gene Ontology annotation, molecular function: telomeric repeat DNA binding; single-stranded DNA binding; telomerase inhibitor activity. Gene Ontology annotation, biological process: negative regulation of telomere maintenance via telomerase. The transcript has 4 exons. Bases 190 to 564 code for a protein of 124 amino acids. Gene Ontology annotation, cellular component: CST complex.
UCAUGUAGACUAAUAAUUGGGUGAAUGUAAAUUGUGAUGGCUCCUGAAAAGCGUUGGAAUUUGCUUGGGACUUUUGGAAGCUCUUCUAACCUCUUCUUCCAUUUUAUCUUUCACGCUCACGCCGCCAAGUGAAGCCAUAGACGCGUUCGUGAUAUCGGACAAUUGUCAUUGCUAGCUCCUAGUGUUUCAAUGGCAUCAUCUACAAUAAAAUCUGGUGCUUUGGUUACUUUACAAGAAUUGAACUCCUCUUCUCCACAUUUUAAGCAAGGGGCCUCACUUCGAGUUACUGGCAAGCUACAAGACUAUUCCAUAGAGACUGCAAUUGCCGUAAUUGUUGAUGAAAGUGCCAAUCUAAAAAUUGACACCCAGCACUUAAGCCUCAACCUUCGAGUUGGAUCUAUCUACCAGUUCAUCGGAGAACUCCUCAUUCAACCUAACAAUGAGACAAUCUUGAAGGCACGGGUGGGAAGGAAUGUAGAUGGCAUGGACCUUAACCUCUACCGCCAGUCCCUACGGCUACUGAGAGAGUUUCAAGCUGAUCAAACAAGUAGUCAAGCACCUUAGCGCCAUAUAUCUUAUUGUCGAAGAUACAACUGAGAUUUCAGGAAAUACUUUUACUUGAACUACAGGAAAUGUGAUGAGAAGGUGAACUGGCGUAUUUAUGAAAUUGGAAAGCUGGCACUAUAAUCUCCUUCAAGAUCCUCUUUAUCAAAGUUGCUGAAAUACUAUUUUCUCCUGUUGAUCAAGAGAUCGAGUAAGGUUUUUUAUACUUGCCACAAAAAAAGAAAAAAAAACAAGGAGUAUGGUGUUUAUUUGGCGGGAAUGAAUGCAUUGGGAAUUAAAUUACUGAGCAUUUUGUAGAAUUUCUUUGAUCAGUCGGCAUUCUGUGUUCUCCUUCUUGUUUAUCGUAAUGUGGAGUUGGCAUGUCUACUA